AUGAAUUCUAACACUAACACUAAUAAGGUAAUUAGUAAUGUACCUGACUACUGUCAAGUAAUGAGAGUUAAAGGCUCAAAUGGAGAAGUAAAAGAACUUUUAUUUCCUAAAGCAUUGGAUCUUGAUAGACCUAAAAGACCAAGAACAACAUUUUCAACAAGUCAAUUAAAAACUCUUGAAUAUGAAUUUGAAAAAAAUCCAUAUCUUGUUGGAUCCGAUAGAAUAUUUCUUGCUAAAAAACUUAAUCUUACAGAAACACAAGUAAAAGUAUGGUUUCAAAAUAGAAGAACUAAAUGUAAAAGAAAAGUUGUUGAUAAUGGGAUGUCACAUAUAUCAAACAAUAAUUCAUUAUUAAAUGAAAAUAAUAGUAAUCCAUCUUCACCAAAUUUAGCACCAUCUACAUUAAAUAUUCAAUCGUGGAAUUCACAUCAGAUACCAGUAUCAUCAUUUAAUGGUUUCAACCCUUUUAUAUAUUUACCAACUCAUGUUCAAUUUCCAUUUGAUCAGGCACCUUUCUUUUCUGGAUCUAAUCAAAUGAAUAAUACAUUUCCAUCAUCAUACAAUUCUGCCUCUAAUGUUUGUCAUCAGAUAGGUAAUUAA
Messenger RNA from Strongyloides ratti, 600 nucleotides. Its product is annotated as Homeobox domain and Homeodomain-like and Homeodomain, metazoa-containing protein. Gene Ontology annotation, molecular function: DNA-binding transcription factor activity, RNA polymerase II-specific; DNA binding. The coding region runs from base 1 to 600 and encodes 199 amino acids. The transcript is spliced from 2 exons. The record is from RefSeq and is a predicted model, not a curated record. Lineage: Eukaryota; Metazoa; Nematoda; Chromadorea; Rhabditida; Strongyloididae. Gene Ontology annotation, biological process: regulation of DNA-templated transcription; neuron differentiation; brain development.